Phialemonium atrogriseum is the source of this 1666-nucleotide messenger RNA. RefSeq lists its product as uncharacterized. The coding region runs from base 114 to 1262 and encodes 382 amino acids. The transcript has 3 exons. Lineage: Eukaryota; Fungi; Ascomycota; Sordariomycetes; Cephalothecales; Cephalothecaceae. The record is from RefSeq and is a predicted model, not a curated record.
AUCAGCAUUGUCCCCAGACCUUUCCUAGUCGUCUUUGCCACACUUGGAACGAAUUCUAAUUCGAACAUUGCAAUCCAAUCCCUUGGCCAUUUCCCACCUCUCCAGUUCCCAAUAUGACGGCGACAAGAUCCUCAACCAGAAAAAAGGACGGCGAGGAAGCUCCAGCUCCUCAGGAUUCCGCGACUGGAUCGAAGCACAAGCUGGAAACCCCCGAGGCGUCUGAAACCAAGCGUGGGAAAACGUCGGACGACAAGGAGAAACACCCGACUGAGGAAAAUGUGAACCGCAAGGAGGAGACAGCGAAGGACAAAGAUCAGCAACAGGGCAAGGAAGCGCCCGAAGAAGAGGCAGACACCAGCAAAAAGACGGCAACCGCCCAAGGCGACACCGCCGAGCAGCCCAAGGACCACAACGGCAGCACGCCGUCCAAUAUCCUGGAGAAGGGCAUCAUCUACUUCUUCUUCCGCGGGCGCGUCAACGUCGACGAACCCUCGGACAUCAGCGACAUCGCGCGCAGCUACAUCAUCCUCCGGCCCAUCGCGCACGAGGCCGGGCUCGGUCCCGGAGGCGGCGCCGUCGGAGACGCGAGCAGCAGCAGCCGCCUGAUCGCGGUGCCCAAGAAGGUGCUGCCGCGGUCCGGACGGGACCGGUGGACGGCCUUUGUGGAGAAGGCGGGUGCGUCCUUUGCCGAGCUGAAGGAGCGGUUCCUGGCUGGCGCCGAGUACUCUACUAAGACGGUGGGGGAGAGACACAUACCUGCCGCGUCGCCAGCCGGGGAGGGCGUGUAUGCUAUUACCAGGACGGGCAGGGAGAGCCACUUGGUGUAUGUGUUGACGCUGCCCGAGAAGCUGGGUGAGGUGCAGAAGGAGAUCGGGCUAAAGGAGAAGGGGAGCUUCGUCAUCAGUACCAAGAACCCAAAGUUUCCCGGCCCCUCGAACACACAGCUUCCGAAGGCACCGGAGUAUCCGGAAGAGGUGCAAGAAGAGUUCCGCGACUUGAGGUGGAUGCCGUCGCUACCGAAGCAUCUGGAUUUCCCCAACACGCAGUUCAUCCUGAUCGGUGAGUCGUCCGGCAUCGAGAAGGCCACAGAGCCGCAGAAGGACCAGAAGGAGGGAGAGCAGGACCCGAAGGAGGAGAUUGAGCAGCUCGAGGAGGAGGACCUGGAACGCAUGAAGAAUAUCAGCAGUAAUGACUCUGCGCGUAUCUACGAGGACUUGCACGCGGAUGCAAAACAGUACCCGAAGUUGCAGACGACGUUUUGAGGUCGGGAUGGCUAGGCUUUCGUUAAGCUAUGCCGAGUAACUAGGCUAUUCCUUUCUACACGGCAUGGCGAGGGCGUGAUGAGUUAGAGGUACUUGGAGGUGUCGAGACGGAGACAUCAACCUUUGUUAGCACGAUAGGUUUGGGUUACGAGCCCUCAUAGUGUGGCUCAGAGAGUACAGACUCAGUCAUUCGAAAGGUUUAAGAAAAGGAGCCUGUCAGUCACUGACGUAGCUGGCUUCCAAUUAUCUUCAAUGUAUGACGUUGGUCAGCUAGGCUGCUAACACGGCGGCAACGAUAUAUUUCACCAGUAGCUGAAGGAUGAGGGAAUGGAGCAAAGUGGAGUGUUAAACAAAUGAUAUUAUACCCCGACAGACAGAGCUUUCGCAUUCAAUCUCUUCUACCC